UCCCGUUUAUAGCAAAGUCGCAACUUAUCCAGGUUACAGACGCAGUGCACUUUUUGUAAAAGAGUAGACAUGGGGACCCCGGUGUGAUGGUACACUUGUGAAUCCCCUUCAUACAGGGAGAAGAGACCAGAAGGUCGCAGUGAUGUUCUUUUGGUCACGGUCGCUUUCCCCCUUUCAGAUAAAGGUGACGUAAUUCACGUUAUUGUGAUGAUCAAAUCUUUAUCGAUGCGUAAUCGUUAAAAAACGUCUUCAAUUUUCUGCUAAUUACAGGUCUACCGAUGACUACCGUUUAUGCUGCCUCUUCAAGAACAUCACGUGUUCAGUCAUCACCCCAACACCGCUCGAUUCCUGCUCCAGUCUUACCCAUAACAACAUUCUUAGAGUAGCAAUGUGGAUCACUGGAUUCGGAGCUCUCUUGGGAAAUUUCGUUGUCAUUUUCGUCCGUUUCAGAGAGGAACAGCACAACCGAAACAGCGUUCAAAGGCUCUUCAUCACCAACCUAGCCUUCGCUGAUUUCCUAAUGGGUGUGUAUAUGGUGACGAUCGCCUCGGUGGACAUUUACUAUGGCGAGAGGUACUUCCUUUCGGCACCCAUCUGGCGGGAGUCCCAACUUUGCCGGUUUGCUGGGUUUGUGGCUCUUCUCUCCAGCGAGAGCUCGGUUUUCCUGCUUGCACUCAUUACAAUCGACCGUUUUAUCUGUAUUACAUUUCCUUUUGGGACGGUGCGUUUCCGCUCUCGGUCGGGGCGGAUUGGCGUUGGGCUCGUCUGGACCCUGACCUUCAUCCUAAGUUUGGCACCAAUCAUGAUUGGACUGUACGAUUCUGAGAUCUAUGGCUUGUCCGACGUUUGUCUGGGUCUCCCUUUCAACACCUUCACCGAGCAGAAAGGACGCAUCCGCUACGUCCAUGAGUCAGACGUAUACCAGUUCAUCCCCGAGGAGGAACCUGAGCAGCGUCCUAACUGGCUGUAUUCCAUCGCUCUCUUUCUGGGUGUCAACUUCAUUCUUCUCAUCCUAAUCUUCAUUUGCUACAUAGCCAUCUUUGUCCAAGUUCGAAGGUCGGCGAAGAUCGCUGGAACGGAGCGUAUGAAGCGAGAGAUUCGCAUGACCACCAAAAUGGCGCUGAUCGUCGGUACUGAUUUCUGCUGUUGGAUGCCCGUCAUUAUCAUGGGGAUUCUGUCACAGACCGGUGCCACAGAGCUACCGGUCUCUCUUUAUGCUUGGGCCGUUGUCUUUAUCUUACCCAUCAACUCGACGCUAAACCCUUACCUGUAUUCCUUAAUUGCUCUGUUCUCACGUAAGAAGAAGGACGGCUUUCCGUUGACGGGUCUAAGUGUGAACGCACUAUCGAAAAGUAAUCACUAAACUUUAAUAAUCUGAUUCUCAACAAAUAUCAAAGAUACCGAUAAACUAUGUGCCUCUCGGCAGGAAUGGUCACGUUCGCAUGAUUCAAUGUGCUUAACAAUAUAGAGACGUUCUUUAUAAAAUAUACAUAAUACUAUUCUGAGGUCAUUGGCAACUCUCGUGACACAAACACAUAGAGAGAUCAAUAGCUGUUCUUUCUUUAUC
Strongylocentrotus purpuratus (purple sea urchin) is the source of this 1567-nucleotide messenger RNA. RefSeq names its product G-protein coupled receptor GRL101-like. Gene Ontology annotation, molecular function: G protein-coupled receptor activity. Gene Ontology annotation, biological process: G protein-coupled receptor signaling pathway. Lineage: Eukaryota; Metazoa; Echinodermata; Echinoidea; Camarodonta; Strongylocentrotidae. Gene Ontology annotation, cellular component: membrane. Bases 389 to 1363 code for a protein of 324 amino acids. The record is from RefSeq and is a predicted model, not a curated record. The transcript has a single exon.